GUUUGCAAAUAUAUUAAUCAAUGUCAUAAACUAAUAUUUUUUUAGUAAAACGGUUUAUUUUUUUUGUAACUUUUUUUAUUCUUUCCUUUAUUAUGUCAAUGUUUAAAUCUGUGAAAGUGAGAUAUCCUAGAAUAAAAAAGAAAGCAGCAGACACAAAACCUGUAGGCAUUGCUGAACCAAAACGAACAACGAUGUACGACGUUGUGCUUGACAACUUUAAAGUUGCUUCCAGAAAAACGUUUUUACAUAGGGUGAUAUAUAUGGGGGAACACAGUUUCAUCACACCCGAUUUAUUAACGAGUGUCUUUUCUGAAACAGUAUACAAAGCAAAUCAUAACGACCACUUAAUAGAAAAACUGACAGGUUUAUUGAUUCGAUAUCCAAAAAAUUUUAUACAUUUAUUAGAAGGAGACGAGGAUAUAAUAUAUAGUCAAAUUGGUUUCCUAUUAAGUACAAAAGCAUACAAAAAAUAUUUGGGGAAUAUGAAAUUAGUAACCAACAUCUCUCAUAUUCAUUCUAGAUACGCGAAUGACUGGUUAAGUGUUGGUGGCCUGACGCCACACUUACUUGAAUCAUUAGAUCCUGAUGUACCAAUAGAUAUAUAUGGACACUACACAAUUAUGUUAGUUACUAAAAUAUACAAAGUUCUUAAAAGAAUUAAUAAAACUUUGUCAGGAUCUAUAUGUGAUGGUACAAUAGAAUCGGGUCACUCAGGACACUCGGUAAAAUCCGAGGUUGAACAAGAAUCUUCCUACACCAGUCCAUCUACAAGACUAUCACUUGGUGUAUCAAGUCUGUUUAAAGCAAGCGUUACUACUAUAACAUCACUGAGCGGAAUGAAAAGUACAUGUGUUGAACCCCUUUUGUUACGUUUGCCCGAGUUGGAGUUGGUCAAUUUUAUUCUUGGAAGCAACUACGUGAUCAACCUUGUAGAUUAUUUUGAUCUUUAUAAACUCGUUCCCCAAAGAGAUAUCUACAAAGAUAAAAUUUGGCCAAUUGCUGCUGAUUUCAUACCCUACGACGUCUUUUCACCAAUAUUUAAUAUUUCCACAACGUUUCCGAAACCAGAUGCUGUACAAGGUGAGCCUACUGAGCCUGAGCAGGACACUUUAUUAGAUCCCGAUCCUGUGCUAAGAGAAGUCGUCAUGUUUAAAGAUUUUUGAACAAAUUACUGAGUAGUCACGAGGAAGGUAAUGGUUUUUUGUUGUGUAACUACAAAUAUUAAUAAUAAAUACCGAGAUUAAUUU
Molecule: messenger RNA, 1247 nt
Organism: Diabrotica balteata
Lineage: Eukaryota; Metazoa; Arthropoda; Insecta; Coleoptera; Chrysomelidae
Source: the annotation of a GenBank genome assembly